UUAAACAGGGUGAUAGAAUAGUGUAGUUAGGGCUCAGCUGUGGUUAUGUUCACAUCAGCCAACACAUUGAUUUGGUUGAGAGUGAUGAAUAAUGCUGGUCUGUGGGGGAAGGGUUGAUUUAAGCACACAUAAUGAUUCUCUCUAGAAUGUUGUCUUUUCUUCUUAGGUCAGAGCGGUGCUGGCAACAACUGGGCAAAGGGCCACUACACGGAGGGUGCAGAACUCGUGGACUCAGUUCUUGAUGUGGUCAGGAAGGAGGCCGAGAACUGUGACUGCCUGCAGGGCUUCCAGCUCAUACAUUCCCUGGGUGGUGGUACCGGCUCUGGCAUGGGUACCCUGCUCAUCAGCAAGAUCCGGGAAGAGUACCCCGACCGCAUUAUGAACACCUUCAGCGUUGUGCCAUCCCCAAAGGUGUCCGAUACAGUGGUGGAGCCCUACAACGCCACGUUAUCCAUUCCCCAGUUGGUGGAGAACACAGACGAGACCUACUGCAUUGACAAUGAAGCACUGUAUGAUAUCUGUUUCCGCACACUUAAACUGACCACUCCUACCUAUGGUGACCUCAACCACCUCGUCUCUGCCACCAUGAGUGGAGUUACCACCUGCCUGCGCUUCCCUGGUCAGCUUAACGCAGAUCUCCGUAAACUCGCCGUCAACAUGGUGCCUUUCCCCCGUCUGCACUUCUUCAUGCCUGGCUUCGCCCCCCUUACCAGCAGAGGCAGCCAGCAGUACAGAGCCCUCAAUGUUCUUGAGCUGACCCAGCAAAUGUUUGACGCCAAGAACAUGAUGGCUGCCUGCGAUCCACGUCACGGCCGCUACCUCACAGUGGCUGCCAUCUUCCGUGGUCGCAUGUCCAUGAAGGAGGUGGACGAGCAGAUGCUCAAUGUCCAGAACAAGAACAGCAGUUACUUUGUGGAAUGGAUCCCCAACAACGUGAAGACCGCUGUAUGCGACAUCCCACCCAGGGGCCACAAGAUGGCUGCUACCUUCAUCGGCAACAGCACCGCCAUCCAGGAGCUGUUCAAGCGCAUCUCCGAGCAGUUCACUGCCAUGUUCAGGCGCAAGGCUUUCCUGCAUUGGUACACAGGAGAGGGCAUGGAUGAGAUGGAGUUCACAGAGGCCGAGAGCAACAUGAAUGACCUGGUGUCCUAGUACCAGCAGUACCAGGAUGCCACCGUUGAGGACAAUUUUGAUGAGGACGAAGAGAUUGCUUAAAAAGGUUUACUGAACAAUUUGGAUAAAGCACCACUGUUUUCCAACAGCAAAUCAAAAAUACUGUCUUCAUGUAGCUUCCUAUCUUCUUACACACACACACACAACAAUACACCGGCUUGGCUAUGACACAUGAUUAACAUUCAAACAGAAAUAUCUCUUUGUUAUUAUUCGCUGGAUGUUGUCGCCCCACAUUUUUGUAGACCUUGUCAUAAAGCGUCUGUCUAUUUUUAACAUUUUUGUAGACCUUGCCAUAAAGCGUCUGUCUAUUUUUAACAUUUUUGUUCUACAUGUUGUCCUGAAUUAUUAGUGCAUAUUUGAAUGCAUGCCACUGAUAAACUGCAGUGCUGGGUUCACAUUUAUGGAAAUAGUUAUGAAGUAUCAGACAAGUACUGUAUUGCCUCAGUUUAUAUUUAAAAAAAGAAAUUGACUGUAAAUAAUAAUACAUACACAGUUCAGUUUGAACCCAAUUAACAACAGAAACAUGUUGGUGCAGUGUGCGUCAAAAAUCACAUAUAGAAAGACCAUAGACGUUUCAGAUUUGAUUUGAUGUAUAGACAAGAUAUUUGAAGAAGAGUUAUCCUUCUAUUCUCUUCUCACAAAUGUGAAGUACCAGCAUCACUCUUUAAAUGCAGAAUCUAU
Molecule: messenger RNA, 1854 nt
Organism: Clupea harengus (Atlantic herring)
Lineage: Eukaryota; Metazoa; Chordata; Actinopteri; Clupeiformes; Clupeidae
Product: tubulin beta chain-like
Biological process (GO): microtubule-based process
Cellular component (GO): microtubule
Molecular function (GO): GTPase activity; structural constituent of cytoskeleton; GTP binding
Source: RefSeq, a predicted model, not a curated record